Belonocnema kinseyi is the source of this 9583-nucleotide messenger RNA. Its product is annotated as golgin subfamily A member 4-like. NCBI's taxonomy places the organism in Eukaryota, Metazoa, Arthropoda, Insecta, Hymenoptera, Cynipidae. The record is from RefSeq and is a predicted model, not a curated record. Gene Ontology annotation, biological process: signal transduction. Bases 220 to 8997 code for a protein of 2925 amino acids. Gene Ontology annotation, molecular function: molecular adaptor activity. The transcript is spliced from 17 exons.
GCCUCGCAUUUUGUAAAUUAUAUUAUAACCGACAAAAGGGUCAAUGAUAACGUACAUAAAAACACAUUUGUCGAGAGUGGCCACAUAAAAGGAACGUUUAAAGAUGUAGUAAAUAGUUGUGGUGACGAUAAAAAGUGUUUUGAUGAUUAGUCGUGUGGUGUGUAGAAUAAUUGUUGAAGUUUGAAUUUUUCGGUCAUUUGUAAAAAAUUGUAAAAAGUGAUGGAUGAAGAUGAACGUAGAAGACGCGCCUUGGAGGCAGGGAAAGAAAUGCUGGAGAAGUUCAAAGCCGAACGUAUGGGAAGACUUUCUCAAGCAUCCGAUGCUGAUUCUUUGCGCAUCAAUAUGCCAAGGCAAUACUUGGAAGCACAAGGUGCUAAUGCUGAAGGCGUAUCUUCAAGAGAUAUUACAUACAGUAGUGUAAGCAUGAGCGAGGGUGAAGGGGAAGGUGAAUUAGAAGGAAUGGCUGGUAGAGUAGCCGAACUGGAGGAAUUGUUGCAUGGAAAAGAGGCAAUGGUAGAGGCAUUAAACGCUGAGCUUGAUCAUCUUCGAGGCGAAAAUUCCUCUCCAAACUCUUCUCAUAACAGCAGCCAUACUAGCAGUAUUCAAAAUAAUUCAAAUAUCAUAGCCAUUUAUCACUCGAAACUUCAAGAGUUCGAGUCGGCUGUCCAACAACGUGAUAAACUAAUAGAAGAUUUAACCUCCUCGCUGGUGCAAGCACUAGGAGCUCGUGAUAGUUUAGUAGAACAAUUAAAUGCCCUCAAUGCUCUGCAACUCGGUAGUCCCAACUCUGAAAAACUUACACGAGAUAAGAUUAGUGCCUUAGAAUCCAACGUUACUGAACAGAAAAAUGUGAUCAGUGAUCUUAAAGCUCGAAUUAAGGAAUCUCAGGAAAGAUUAAAAAAAUUGGAAAUGGAGAAAGAACUGCAAAACUCAGAAAUAGGAGAUUAUAAAAUGCAGAUCAAUAAUUUGAACAAAGAGAUUCGUGCAAGUGCGGAAACCCUGGAGCAGCAGAAAUUAGCAGAAGUUCGAGUCGAAAAAGUCAAGAAGGAAAUGCAAGUUCUCAUGGAAAAAUUCUCCACGGAGAUCAGCGAGCAUUCUGUGGAACAUCAGAAAGAAUUGAAGGAUCUCGAAACCAAGUAUGAAUCCGAUUUAGAAUCCAUGAAGAAAAACUACGAGGACAAUAUGCGAAAGUUAAAGGAAGAUCAAAAGCAGCAAGAAAUUGCUCAUACGAAAGAACUCGCAGUCUUCCAGGCGCAAGUGGCCAAUUAUAAAAAAACCGUUGAAGCGCUGAGACUCGAGUUGAUGAGCCGUAGCGAUAUACAAAAUUCUCGAUCGGAUAUCAGCUUUCAGCGUUCAAAACUCGAGGAACUCGGGGACGAGAUGUUGAACGAGGAAAUUCGUCUGCACAAAAUUCAACUUGACGACAUGACGGCGAAAUAUAUAGCGGCAGCGAGUGUCCUGGAAUCGAAAGAAAGCAUCGAGAGAUCCUUGGAGCAAGCGCUUUCCGACGUAGCGGCUUUGAAACAAGAAAACGAGGUUCUUAAGUUCAAAAUGGACGAUCUCUCGGCUCGUUACGCUGCUGCCCAAUCCCUAAUUGAAAACAAUCAAAUGCACGAGAGGUCUCUCAGUAGCAAAAUCUACGACCUGGAAAAGAGUAUGUCGAGGAUCAGUGGCAUCAGUUCCAACUCAUCUCCUUUCGACGCGACAGUCUAUCAAACCCUUGACGAGUUCGCUGUGCAGUACCAACACAAUCUUCACGAAUUGGAGGAAAAAAGCGAGCUGGAGAAGAAGCUUCAGCGUAGAAUUGAUGAGCUUGAGGGUAGUGUUCGAAAAGCGAAUGAAGAACUUGAACUCGCGAAUUUGGCGAAGAAGUCUUAUGAGAAACAGUUAAAGGACAUGAAGAACAUUUAUGAUAAAGCGUCUUCUGCCGACACUUGUUCAGUGUCAUCCAGCGAUCCUAAGGAGAUGUUGGAGGCUCUGAAGAAGACUUUGAGGGAGAAGGAAGCGGAGAAUUUGGAGUACAAAUGUAAAUUAGAGGCGAUGAAUUCCAAGACGAGGAAGGUUGAAGAAGAGAGAGAGAAAUUGAAAAAUGGUUUGGCUGCUGCUUGGGCUGAAUGUGCAGAAUACAAGAGACUGAAUUUAACGUUAAUGGGGGAGAGCCGAGUGGACGACUCGAUUUCCGAAAGGAGCAAUCUUGUCAAUGAGUCUAACUUGAAUCUUGGCGAUACGAAUCUCUCUCUUCAGAUUCCGGAUAAAAAUACGACGGAUGAUAGUUCUAAAACGAUUGCUAACAGUCCUGGAAAGACCGAUAUUUCCAAGUUGCAAGAGGCGGAUGCUCUAGCCAAAGAGAAUGAAGAACUUCUCAAAGAGUUGAAGGAAGCAAUGGAGAAACAGAAGGACUACGAGGAAAUGGAGAAGAAGAUCGGAAAGUAUUAUGAAGAGUUUGAGAGGGUGAAAUCUGAGAAUGAGAAGUUGCUGAAGGAAAUCGGGGAAUUGAAAGACGAGGCCGAUAGUAUUGAUUCUCUCAAGCAGUGUGUCAAUCGUCUUAAUAAGGAGAAUGAGGCGUUUGUCAGGCGGAUCGAUGAGAUGUGUGAGAAGCACAAACUGGAGAUCAAUGAGGCUGAAAAGAGACAUCAGGAGGCGAUGGAAGAGUUGCGAACUUAUUUUGAACAGAAGUGUUUGCAGAUGGAGAAGCAAUAUUCGGAGGAAGUUUUUAGUCAGCAGUCGAAGAAGAUGUCGGAUGAUAGUGAAAUUGAAGAUCUCACAGAAGAUUUGUACUUUGGAGGUGCUGGAGAUUGUCCGAAUGUGGAUAACUCUUCGAAAAUUGAGGCCAAGAAUGAAGAGACUUCAAUGGUUAUUAGAGAAUAUAAGGAAAAAGUGGAGACUUUACAGCAGGAGUUGAAGAACUUUAAGGAGAAGGGAAGUCGAACGUCUCUUCUUAAGGCUAUUAAUCAGUGUUGUCAAACUGACUUGGACGAGACAGCAUUGGAAAGUAGUGAGUUGACGAAACUCCGAGCUGCUUAUAGCCAUCAACUUGAGGAACAAGUGGCACUUGCUCGACUUGAUAUUGUCAACGCACUUCAGGAUCAAAUUCAGACUCUACUCACAAUCGAUGCAGAUGUCGAAGAAAACUGGCCUUCUGAAUUGUUAGAAUUAAGAAACAAAUUCACGAAUAACGCAAAACGCGAGAUUCAAGAGUUGAGAGACAAACACGAGUUAGAAGUUAAGCGUUUGAAGGAAGAUCACAAUAUCAAUAUAAAUGUAGCAAAUAGAACGAUUAAACGCUACGAGGAGGAAAUUAAGAAGCUCAAAGAAGAAUGCAACCGAGCUAUUCAAUCUGAACAAUCCGGGGGAGAGAAGAUGUCCCUGAAAAAGGAUUUACUCCAAGAAAGAGACAAUUUGCACAAAACGUGUCGGACUCUGAAAAAUCUUGUCGGUGAUUUGAUAAAUUUCUUUGCCGUUUGCGAAGAUGAAGUAAACAACACAUUCAUCAGCGAAGUUCAAAAAAGACAAACGCCCCAGAAAUCAGUCAGAAAAAUUUCGGAAUCCAUUGAAGGAAAUAAAAAACAAUCGAAUGAAAGUACGUUGAGCAGCAGCGAGGAUGAAACGGUGAAUAAAUCGUUACAGCAAGUUAAACGCGUUCAUUUUGCUCCAAAUUCGAAUGAAAUAUCUUCAAUAAUUAACAGCGACAAUGAGAGUUUAGCGGAAAUAAUAGAGAACGACAUAGAUAUCGCCAAGAAUUUCAGAAAGGAACUGAACAAAUGUUUGAAUCGAUUGAAAACCGAGAGUGCUGAGAUUCUUGGUGUGCCAUUUUCUCUGGAUGAAUCCAAUUUGGAUCAGCUUUCAAAGCAAGUGAUGUGGUUGACGAAAGUCAACGAGGAAUUGAGUUUGAAGCUCUCGGAAAGUGAGAACACGAUGCUCUCCUAUCAAGAGGAAGCUGAGCAAUUAAAAGCCAAAAUUCAGAAAAUGCAGAAAUCUCUCAUGGUUGCGGAAAAUAAAAAGGAAAUAAUCUCUGAAGGAUAUGGAGAACAGGAUCAAACUUGCGAAGAUGAAUUGCAAGACAUAUCACAGCUUCAAGAUCGCGCGAGGUCGGUGAUAAUGAAUGGCAGUGGAGACAACACUUAUCUUCUUCAAUUGGUAGAGGAAUUGUGCAGGCACAAUGACAAAAUAUCCGAUGAUUCUAAAAGGGAGAAGGACGAUCUGCAGAAUCAGCAGGUGUCAUUAGAACCCAAUCCUCCCUCAUACAUUCACAGGGUUUGCUGUCGAAAGAUCGCGGCUGCUGACAAACAGCUUAGAGCGAUGAAAAAGUUUUUAGAGGAACAAACCAGUGAACGAGAAGCGGAGAUUGAUGAAGCGACAAAAAAAAUUGAGAAUUUGGAAAUUCUGCUGAGGGAUGUUGAGAGAACGAAGGAAAGGGAUCAACGCAUGACUUCUGAGCAGUCUUCACUAUCGCCUGUUCCGUCGUCAGAACCAAUUGUGCUUCGAACAACUGACGCCCACGCAGCUGUGGAGGCACUCGAGUCCCAAAUGCGAGAAAUGACAUCCUUGAUGUCGGACACGGAAGCCAAAAAAUCCGAAACCGAAAGCGAGCUAAAAGCAGCAGUCGACAAAAUUUGGGUUCUACGUGACAUCAUAACCGACCUUGAACAACAACUUCAAACAAAAGUCGAGCGUGAAGAACUCCUCCAAACGCAAAUAGAUCAAUUGGAAGAAUUGAUAUCAGCCCAGAAUCGAAAUCAACAAGAACUCGCUCAAGAAUUAGAGUCGAUCAAAUCUGGAAGCGAGAAUGUACAACUAAAUGAUCACAUCAGUCAUCUUCAGGAGGAACUUAGGAAACACAAACUAAGCUCAGAGCACUUCAAUUCCAACUCUUCGACCUUGAAACAAAUAAGAAUGGAGCUUCGCGAAAUGCACAAUCACGUUGAUAAGAGAAUCAAAGAACUCGAAGCCUUGCAUGUGUGCGGCUCUAGUUUAAGUAUUAGCCAACCUAGUGAAGAUGUUUCCAUUAGAGAUCAGAUAGAAGCUUCUCGUUGUCCCACACCUGAUGAUCCAAACGCUCCACCGACUCUCCCACUCGAUCAGGUUUUGAAGCUGAAAGAUAAAUUGAUGAAGCAUGCGAGAGCAGAGGAAGUUGCUUUGAAACGAAUCAAGGAUUUGAGUAUCCAGCUGACUAGCUUGAAAAAUCAGAAUGAGGAGUUACAAGCCGAGCAGGAAAUUUUACAGCAAACAGCGUCGGAGCAAUUGUUUCAGAUGGAAGCGAUGCGUGGAAGGCUUGAACAACAGAAACAAGACGCUCCUUUUGCCCAGAGGCAAGCGACUUCCCGCUUGGAACUUCAGCUUCACGAGACGAAUACCAAACUUCAUUCGAUGGAGCGCUUAAUCGCAGAUAAGGAUUUGGAAUUGAAAGAGAUACGAGAACAGCUCGAGAGGGCUAAUCAGAUUUUAAUGGAAAAGGAAAUCGAGAUCGCGAAUGUUGUUCAAUCAGAAAAUGAUGUCAUCCAGAAAUUGAAGGAUCGUCUAGAAAUUGCAGAAGAGGAGAAGAAGGUUCUUGAAUCCAAAUUUGGAAAACAAGAACGUGCACAGAUCGAACUUCCCCAGCUUCUGGAUUCGAUGCUCGCUGAUAAGAAUGAGGAAAUAGAUCACCUGAAGGAGCAAUUACAGAAGAAGGAAAAACAACUCGAAUUGUAUCUUUCCCUCAACCUUGAUGAGAAUCAGUUAAAGGAAAUGGCGAAGCAAGAGCCGAAGAACAGCGCAAGAACUCUCAGUGAUAUUCUGUCGAUUAAUUCGGAAUGUGAAGAGUAUCAGGAAGGUAUUCGUGAAGUUCCGAAUUCCACGAGAAAUCUGCAUAAUGUUUCUUCGUUCAGAGUUCCUCAGCCCGGAAUUUCCAAGGAUACUUUAGAACUUAGUCCAAAUUUGAUAGAGAGGAAUAAAUCGAUUCAGGUGCCACAAUUGGAGUUGGGAUUACAGUCUCAGAGUAUGUCCAAUUCGUAUCCAAGAGAAUCGAGGGAAUUCGAUACAGGAUUGGAGAAGAGCGAAGCGGAUUCAAAGUCUCCAAAUGGAGAGCUUUUAGAAUCUCAAAAAUCCCAGAACAUUUCUCCAAAAAGUAGAAAGAGCUCGGAUGAGUUGAUGAAAGAGCAGAUCCACGUCUUAGAGACUCAGUUGAAACGGAACCAAGAAGAGCUGAAUUUGAAGUCUGAAAGUUUGAGGCAAAAAGAGGCGGAAUUGAUUGCGAUUCAAGUGAGCCAGGAAGAACUUCGACUAGAGUUGAAGGAUACCGCUGAAACCUUGAUUCGCGAUAAACUUUUCUUUAAGAGCCAAUACGAACUGAGUCAGGUUUCCGAAAAUAAGAUCCGGAAAGACCUGGAUCAGGUGGAGAAUGCGAUGAAGUUGAAGAUUGAGGAAUUGGAAGAUUACAAGAGCAAAGUCCAGGUCAAUGAGAAGAUUCUGAUUGAGUUGAGGAAUGAAAAUUCGAGACUGAAAAAGACAGAUGAAGCUUUAAAGGAGAAAUGCCAGGAAGUGAAGUAUUUGUCGGAGGUUAUUUUCCAGAAGGAUGUUACCAUCGAAACGCUUCAGACUCGCAAUGUGGAGAUUGAGAAUGAAAAUAAACAGUUGUAUGAUUACAGAAGGAAGUAUGAUUUGACUAAAGAGGAGAUUAUAGGUUGUCAGAGUGAAAUUCAGAGACUGACUCUGGGUUUGAAUAACAGGGAUGAUAUUAUCAAGAGAUUAGAGGAUAUGGCGAGGAGAAGUAGCUUUUCGGAUUCAUCACCGAGUGAUAGUAAUAAGAAUCAGGAAAUUCAUCACCUGCAGGAGUAUCUGAAAGAAAAGGACAAGGUGAUCAGACAAAUGAGUGAUGAUAGUAAGAGUUUGCAUAGGGCUUUGGAGACUAUUCAGAAUAAGAUGAAGGAGUCUGGAAAUGUCGUUGAGUUGAGGAAGAAGUUGAAAGAAGAGAGGAAGAUUAAUCUGGGUUUGAAAGAAUCUUUGGAGAAGGUGGUGAGUGAACUCGAGAGAUUGAAAGAAGAUGGAAUGCAGGAAGAUGAGGGGAUAGAGGAUAUGGUUCAGAGGGAAUUGAAUCUUUCGGCUCAGCUUGACAGACAAAUUAUGGAUGCUAUAGAGAGUGAACCUGAAGAGGGAGUUCGAAGGAUGGAGAAACAUUCCUGUAAUUCGUUGAAUAUAAAACCGGAUGGGUAUAAGCAGGAGAAGUUGAUUGAGAAGUUGAGCGAAUUGAAGUCGAAGUUGAGGCAAACUUCUAAAGAGAAAGAGGAGUUGAAUAGACUAAAGGAUGAUCUCGAGAUUGAGAAGGAGAUGCUGAGGUCCCAGGUUGCUGAAUAUGAGUCCAGAAUUCUUCAGAUUAAAUCUGAGUUGGAGGAGGAGAGGAAGAAAGUGACAGGACUUGAUGAAGAAAUUUUCAAACAGAGAAACGGUAUUAGAAGUUUGAAUGCUAGGAUUGAAAAAGAGAGGAAGAAUAUGGAAUCUCUGCAAGAACAAGAUGCCGAGCUCUUGUCGGCUUUAAGAAAGAAGUUGACAUCGUCUGUAAAAGCUGAGAGUAAAUUGAGGGAGGAAUUGAAUCAGGUGAGACAGGAUUGUCAGGCCUUGGAAAUUCAGCUCAGUACGCUUACCAGACAGGAGAAGAGUUUUGAUGGAAAUGCAAAGGUUCCUUCCGAGAUGCUGGAACAGGAGCAUCAGAAGUAUUUCAAAUUGACAGAGAAAUUUGAGAAAGAACAACGUAAUAAUGAAGAGUUGAGGGACAAUUUGAAGCUCAAGGAAAUAGAGAAGAGGAGAUGUGAAGAACAAUUGGAAAUUGCGAUUGAGAAGCAGGAGAGUUUGAACAGUAAACUUGCUUUGGUAGAGUGUGAUAAAGAUCAAUUGAGCACGAAUCUUUGCAGAAUUAAGGGGGAAUUGAGAGCCAAGGAAGAAGAGUGUGAGUUUUUGCAGAAGAAGAUUAAGACGAUGACUGAUGCGGAAGCUAAAAGGCAGGAAAAGAAGAGUAAUGACAAUGUAGAAUUGAAGAGAUUGAGGAGAGAGAUGGAGAAUAAUAAGGAUGUUCUCCGAGAUUUAGAAGUGGAUUUGGAACAUUCGAGGACUGAGUUGAAAGUAUCGUUGGAAAGGCAGGCACAGUUGGCUAGAUAUGUCGAAAGUUUGACUGAGGAGGAGUCUGAGCUCAAUCGACAACUUGCAUCUGCGAAGGAUGAGGAGAGAAGGUUGAAGGAAGUGAUUUCCAAUUUGCAGGCUGAAAUUCAAGGAAGUCUGAAGAGAGAAGUUGAGCUUUCCGACGAAUUGAGGAAGGAAAGAAUCUCUACUGAGAAGAAUGUGCCAUUGAAAUACUUGGAGAAGAUAAAAGAACUUAAUGAUACUUUAGAAAAAUACUCUCAUGAUAAGGCUGUGCUCUCGGCGAAACUUAGUCAAGUCAGAGAGGAGAAGGAGCUUUUUGCACUUCGUGCGAGGAGUUUAGAAACCCAAUUCGUACAUAAGAGACCUGCACAUUCCACUGGAGCUUUGACCGCAAAUUCAGAAGAAAAGUUGCAACACUUCUACGGAAAGUACCUGAGAACCGAUAGCCGACGGAAAGCCUUAGUUUACCAGAAGAAAUAUUUGAUCGGUGUGUUGACCUGCUAUCAGCGGUCCGAAGAAAAUACCUUGGCGUUCCUGGCACAAUUAACUCAAACCCAGAGGACGUGUACGAGGAAGAAUUCGAGUCGUAAAAAUGCGAAAGCGCAUUUCAGAAGUGUCGCAUUGGUUAUAAUUAGCGUUCACAGAAUGAAGUGGAUGAUAAUGAGAUGGCGAACUGGAAAGAGAGUCGGAGCCCACGCGAUUCUUGAUGAUCCAGAACAAUCCUACGUUCCACUUCGACCAAUAAAUACCAAUCAUUCGCCGCCAGUGAGAGACAGUCCUCUCACAAACGGAGAUCAACAUGACAGAUUCGACAAUUACCUUCAUCGUUUUCUGAGCACGUACAAUAUGACGUUGAAAAAAAAUAUUGACGUGGAUCACUCUGAUUAGAUCGGAAGAAUCUUUACCAGUCUUUUAUAUUUUCCUUUAUUUUUAUCGUAUUUUAUCUUAUUUAAUAUUAUUUUAUCACGAAACUUAACUUUAUUAUUAACCCUAAGCUUAUUAUUAAAAUUAAUUUUAUUUUAAAUAUAAAAAAGAUCGAAGAAAUCUUAAUAAGGAACUUUUUUAUAGUGAUGAGUCUUAGAAUUAGUUUUAAUUUCAGUUAUCUCCGAUCAACGUUUAUCUCGAGAAAGUUCGAAUGAAAUGGAUGAAAAAGGUGAUUGGUUUAAAUUUGCCCGAUCUUUGACUCAAGGGAAUUAAGUCACUAGGAUAGUUUCUUCAUUUACUUUUAGUCAAAUCGAUUUUAUUCCAUACCGCACGUUGUAAAAUAUUGUGAUCUACCGCUACAUAAUUGUAAGUUUUUUAUACUGUAAAACUAGAGGAGGACGAUUAUAGGUGCUCAGAUAUUUUUAGAGAGAUGUUAUUGUGCCGAUUGUUCUACACUAGCGAGUGGCUCUUCCUUUUACCGAAAUUUACCAAAGCAUGUUGACAAGAAAUGUAUGUUUUUUAUAUUGUGAAUAAAGUGUUAAAGAAUGAU